This is a messenger RNA of Linum tenue, 1608 nucleotides long. The record is from the annotation of a GenBank genome assembly. Lineage: Eukaryota; Viridiplantae; Streptophyta; Magnoliopsida; Malpighiales; Linaceae.
CCUCAGACGCUAGCGAGAUCCUUUGUUCCUUCCUAGCAAUUCCAUCCCUAAUUCCCUAACUAUCUUCUGCCCGCUAGUCGCUAAUAAGCUGCUCCAAUGGCCGGAAUCAGCAGCGGCGGCGGCGUUUCCCUGACGGAGGAUUUAAUGGAGAGCAUCCUCCAAAGGCUGCCAACCGCUUCCUGUAUCGCUAGAUUCCGCUGCGUUUGCAGAUCCUGGCGUGUUCUCCUCUCAGAUCCCCAAUUCAUUCUCAAGAUCCUCUUCUUCCCCAAUAAUUCCGACGACGAAGAAUCCUCCCUCCAGAUCCUAAUCACCGGCGGCGGAGAAGCCGCCACGCCUUACGAAAUCCGCCGCCACCGUUACUCCUUGCUCUCCUACGACACCCUCCGCCCCGUCUCUGCCCCAAACGCAGAAGGGGAUUUGCCCUCCUCCGACCGGCUACCCUGCCCCUCUUUAACUGUCGCCGGGAAUUGCGACGGCAUAUUCUGUAUCGUCGACACGGACCCCAACAUCGAGGGCGCCCCCGACGUCAUUCUGUGGAAUCCGGCCACCUCCGAGACCAAAUUACUCCCCGCCUCCACCGCCAUCCCACGGCGCACCCUCUAUCCUCAUCAGCAGAUCACCGGGUUCGGGUUCGAUCCCCAAACCAACGACUACAAGGUCGCCAGAAUAUUGUAUUUCGGCGAUGCGUGGCAGGAAGAGAUGGAUGAUCCCAGUCUUGAGCCUUUAACCACGAUUACUUAUGCGGAGGUUUAUAGCUUGAGGAAUGGAUCAUGGAAGAGUCUAACCAUCAAUGGUGAUCUGAUCCCGCACCUGGGGUAUGGCGGCAACUAUGUUCAUCCACAGCAGCAGCGGGACAAUCGCAAUAAUUCUCAAACCCAGAGGAGACAACACUGCUACUGGUUUUAUGCACUGUCUGGAGUUUGCUUUAGUCUUUCGUUCGACAUGACUGAAGAAGUGUUUGAAUCCACCUUCAUAACCCUCCCUCCUCCCCUCCGCGGCAAAGGAAUGGCUUCCAUCGGGUGUUUUGUGCUCAAGGAUGCACUUCACACCAUGUUUCACGAUUGUAGCGGGGAUUGCGAGAAUUACUCCGUAUGGUGCAUCCUGAAACUGGAAGUUGCCGAGUCUUGGAUCAGAUUGUAUACCUUCACGUCACACGCGUGGAUCGUGGCGAUCUUACAAGUUUGGAAGGAGGAUCGGUACAUCUGCUCGCGACAGAGUCGCGGAAGUGCGAGCUCGCAGCCUCAUGGGGCAGGAGAAAAGGACGGAGUGUACAUUUUCUCCCCAUCUACAGGGAAAUAUGGCGAUCUUGUUGAAAUUCAGGGCAGAACGCAUCCGUUCCAAGCUCACAUUUUUACUCCGACACAGCUGCUGAACAAAGGCAUCGUUCCAUGGGGACAUUAUAGCGUAGCUGCGAUCCAACACUACGCAGGGGAAGCGGCCAACUUGAAGCCCAACAUCGUGUGCUGGGCUGAUCCACAUGGAGCCGUUUUCCUGUAUGAGAUCCGCUACUGCACGGACCUCAAUGGACAACAGGCUGCUUGUCCCGUGCCGCAUUACCACGUGGCAAUCAUGUGGCUGGGGACAACAUAUGUGUAUAUCGCUAAUUAA